CGCCACCAAUCGCUUGCCGUACCUCUUGUCAGUUUCUCGUGAGAAGUGUCGUUUCAAAUCGCCUUAAAAUCCCGAGUAAAAACAUAUACCUGUUUCCGUUCACGCAACAUGACAAAUAAUUUCGGAAAGUCCAGUCCGAUGUCAGCACGCUGGUCGUGAAUCGUUAGAAAAAUGAGUCGUUGAUGAAACGUAACUUUCGUUGAUGCGGACGGGCGAUAUCAUUAGGGCGGCGUUUCCAAUGGAGCCGGCGCGUGCGAGAGCAGAAAGAUAAUACUCGACAGUGUAUUAUCUCUCGCACGUAUUAUUUGGUCCCGGUUGUCGUUCUGCGUGUUCUGCGGGCGGCUCCAUCAAAGCGAGACAACCUUUGAGGACACUCUGAAAAAGUUCGUGUGUAAUUUACUGUCCUAGAAAGGGACAUCGACGUAUGCUACGGUUGAAGGUAAAUAGAAAUAUCUUACCACGGUGGCACUAACUCUCGAUACUCCUAACCGCCGUCGACGGCCACUCUCCGUUGGUCCGAAAGACGGCACGAAAAUUCCGCGAAAAACAGAUAUUGGAAUUAGUCGCGAGUUCCCAUAAUUAUCAGUUAUUUAUUUUAAUUUCCUAGAAUUUGAUAGCUUAUAGAAAUGUUUUCUGAAGGGAGAAGAAGAUAUAAAAAUUUGUCAAGCAUGUCACCACCGAAAGAUCCAGAGGUUCUGUGGUCAGAUAUAGCCAGCCGUAUUUUGAUAAAUGUAGUUUCUCAUCCUAUGGAAUAUGCCAAGGUCCUGAUACAGAUUGGACAUGAGCCUAUUCCACCAAAACAAACUGUAACUUUAUUUGGGAAACCAGCAUUAAAAUUGCCUAAUAUUUUUGCAUAUGUUAAACAUAUAAAAAAAGUGGAUGGUUUCACUGGUUGUUACAAAGGUUUGGUGCCAAAGCUGUGCUCCUAUACAGUCAGUACAAUAGCAUCUCAAAAGACUGCAGAGUAUCUGCAGUUGGAUGUGGUGCAAAACGAGGAUGAGGACGAGGAGGACGAAAGUGUGAGACGUUGGAGAUGUAUACGUGAGCUUACGAGGGACACAAUUAGUAGAAUAGUUGCGAUUGUGGUUAGUCAUCCUCUAGAAGUCAUUUCGUUAAGGAUGAUGGCGCAAUUUGUAGGUGGAGAAAUGAAGUAUAGUGGUGUAUUGAACUCGUUUGUGGAGAUCUACAGGGAGAAUGGUUUUAUGGGAUACUACGCAGGAUUGGUACCACGUCUCAUAGCAAAUGUCUCAGUUUUGGUAUUAGCUAGUACCUCAACGUACAUCCUAAACAAUUACGUCGUUCAGGAACAAGCAAUGAAAGCGUACACCGCAUCAACUAUGAAAUUCCUGGCUACGACCGUCACGUAUCCGUUUUUGGUAGUCUCGCAUUGCAUGGCAAUAAAUAAUUGCGGAUUAGUAGCAGGUAUGCCGCCGCAGAUGCCGAUCUACAAAGACUGGCUGCAUUGUUGGUCCCAUCUAUCAGCCAACAACCAAUUAAAGAGAGGUAGCAGCUUGUUAUGGCGUUACUACACUGGACCACAAGUACUAGUGAAUGGCAAGCUGGUACCGAUCAUGAGUGAUGCUUUCUUCCAAUCGGUGCAGUAAUGAGAAUAUCUGGAAUGAGUUGAAUGGAAAGCUGUUACCAAACCGCAUAUCGACCGAUAGAUAGAAGACACGUAACGAUGUUGUGUUAUUCAUUUCACAAAGCUAGUUGCAGUUUGCUACUUUUAUGUCAUAAUAACUCAUAUGAAUUAAAUUUGCGAAAAUCGGCUUCUCUGUGAAGGAGAGUUAACGUGAUUCUUCCAAAUUAAAUACUGACGGAUUAUAUAACAUAUACAUAUUUAUAUAUACAUAUUUAAAUAGCGAUCAAAUAUGUGUACUUAUACAUAUUACCUUCGUCUAUCUAUCGUUCUUUCUAUUUAUAAAAUCUGACGAUUCGCAAGAAAUAAUUACUGAACAAAUUAUGUAAAAGAAGCAACAUGUAUAAAGUGUACUAAUUUAAAGUUUUAUCAAUUUUUAAAAGUUUCGUAUUAUUGUUGUAUUGAAAGAUAUAAUUAUUUUUACUAUAAUUAUCAAAACUUCGAAUUAUAUUAUUAGUUAUAGACAAUGGUAAAACGAGAACCAGAAAAUUUUACUAAUCUAAACAGAUUCGGUUUUUAUUUUUUGUUAUAUGAAAAAAAUUCUAACAUCUCUAUUUAUGCGGUACGUUCUUCUAUCGAGUCGUUGCAUUUGCAAUAUUUCUCAAGUAUCAGAUACAAAUGUUAUAAAAAGGAGUGCACUUUUUACGCCAGUGUUUGUUAGGAAUAGUAUUAAUGUAUCGAGUUUUUCACAUUCAUGUUUGUACAGCGUAUAUAUAGUUUUACAGUACGUAGCGAUAAAAAGGGACAAAAGAAACAUGGCAACGAUGGCAACGAAUUUUCACAUAAAAUCGCGCGAGAAUCUCUCACACAUUAAAUGCCCUUGGAUUGCGUUAUUCUGGAUGUAUAACUAUUAACGUAUAAUUAUUUGAAUCGUGUUUGCGGAAGAAAUGUAAAACAUGUACUAUACUUUUAUCGCGAAGUUUAUUGGAAAAGUGCACGAACGGUGAAUUAAUGACAUAUUAAGAUCCUUAUUCUGAUCUCUCUUUUAUCAAUUAGAGAGUGCUCAGAAUGAAGGUCUAAGCCUCGAGGUAACAUCACGUUGAAUCAUAGGAAAUAUAAUAAAUAGAAAUACAUUCGGAAACAUGAUGAGUUGACUUAAUUUUUCGUGUAUAUAUAUAUAUAUAUAUAUAUAUAUAUAUAUAU
This is a messenger RNA of Odontomachus brunneus, 2782 nucleotides long. It is a transcript of the gene Mtch, whose product is annotated as mitochondrial carrier homolog 2. The record is from RefSeq and is a predicted model, not a curated record. The transcript is spliced from 9 exons. NCBI's taxonomy places the organism in Eukaryota, Metazoa, Arthropoda, Insecta, Hymenoptera, Formicidae. Bases 627 to 1604 code for a protein of 325 amino acids.